Messenger RNA from Notothenia coriiceps (black rockcod), 2430 nucleotides. RefSeq names its product lumican (gene lum). NCBI's taxonomy places the organism in Eukaryota, Metazoa, Chordata, Actinopteri, Perciformes, Nototheniidae. The transcript has 3 exons. Bases 90 to 1118 code for a protein of 342 amino acids. The record is from RefSeq and is a predicted model, not a curated record. Gene Ontology annotation, molecular function: protein binding.
CUCCAGAGACCUCCAGCUUUUGAACACCACACUGUCUUACCUACUGCCCUUCCACCCCACGCACACAAAGAUAGAGAACCACAGAAGUAAUGUUACCUCUUCGUCUACCCCUGUUGUUCCUAUUGGUCAGUGUGGCCCUGUGCCAGUAUGAUGAUUAUGACUACCAACCUGCUUCCCGGCAUGGGCCCUCAGGGCCUAACUGUCAUCAAGAGUGCGACUGCCCAUUCAACUUCCCGACGGCCAUGUAUUGUGACAGCCGCAAGCUCAAGUUUGUUCCAGUAGUCCCUACAGGAAUCAAGUACCUGUACCUUCAGAACAACCUGAUAGAAGAGAUCAAGGCAGGAGUGUUCGAUAAUGUUACCGAUACCCUUCGCUGGCUGAUACUUGACAACAACCAGAUUACCAAUGCUAAAAUAGAAAAGGGCACAAUCGACAAACUCAGUGCCCUGGAGAAGUUAUUCUUCAGCAACAACAACCUGACAGAGCCAGUCAUCCCUCCCUCAAAGUCCCUUGACGAGCUGAAGAUUAUGCACAACCAGUUGUCCAAGUUCCCUUCUGGACUGUUGAGUGACAAGGAGAACUUGACCUCCGUCAAUGUUCAAAACAAUCAGCUAACCUCUGAUGCCAUUGGGGGGGCAUUUAAAGGGCCAAAGAAAAUGCUGUCCCUGGAUGUGAGCCACAACAAGCUGAAGAAACUGCCAGCUGGAGUGCCCGGUUCACUGGAAAUCCUCUACGCUGACUAUAACGAAAUUGACAUUGUUGGAGCAGGGUACCUUGGCAAGCUUCCCUUGCUGCAGUCCCUGAGGAUCUCGCACAACAAGCUGGUGGACUCCGGAAUCCCUGCAGGAGUGUUCAACGUGACUUCACUGGUGGAGCUGGACCUGUCCUUCAACCAACUGAAGUCCAUCCCUGAGAUCAACGAGAAUCUGGAGCAACUCUACCUCCAGGCCAACAAGAUUGAAAAAUUUGAGCUGACAAGUCUUUGCAAGUAUGUUUCGACUACAAGCUUUUCCCACCUGAAGCAUCUGCGUCUGGACGGUAACAUGGUCACUCACAGCAGCAUGCCCCCUGAAUCCUCCAACUGCCUGCGCGUGGCCUCAGAUGUCAUAUUUGAAUAAGGACCUCCCUCAAAUAUAUGCCCUCUCCAUGACCCCCUCUCCACUACGAUGACACAGAUCAGUCCAAAGGCUUCUGGAUUCAAAUGAUGUAAUAUCUGUAAUGUCAUCUUCAUCAUAUUAAUUAAUAUCUGGAAUUAAUCAAGAGCUGGGCAAAUUUUAAAUACAAUAUAUGGCAAUACAAGCUAUCAACAAUUUCGCAACAUAUCUCACCAAACAUGUAAUAAAACGUUUGGAUUCAUCAAACAUCUAAUGUUCUAAUGAACAUGAAGGUAUAAAAAAUACAAACAAAUGGAAAAAUGUAAGGACCAAAAGUUUUAUGAAUACAAAUGUAUUCAUUUACUUUGAUAAUAAACACACACUUUACACAUUCCAAACUUGAAUUUGGUGAUAUUGAAUACAGACCGAAUGGAGUGAAAAAUGGCUCCAAUGUCUCAAUUCAGUCGUCAACCGUGAUUUUGUUGUCUGUCUUGUGCAUUCCAAUGUUUAGCAUGUAUAAUACAAUGUGAGUACAAUAAUGAAUCCAUUGCUGUGCAAAGGACCAGUAAAUAAAGGACUGCGUUCUCAGAUUCCAAUGUAUAAUGCCUGAUGUAAGAAAUUAUGAGCAAAUGUAAAGAGUAGUUACAUAGACGUAUCAUUUGUAAACAACUUUCAUUGAUCAAAUUGGUUUUAAGAAAAAUGCCAGUGUUUGUUAGUCGUGUCUGCCUUCUUCACAAAUGGUGCAUUGGCUGAAAUACCAUGUUUUCUGAAUGAUUGACUUCUUUGAGCUAUAAAAUAAAACAAAUCGAUAAUCAAACACAACCAAUCCUUAAUGCCCAAGAGAAGAAGAGAAGAAUGAAGGAGACAUGCUUAAAAAACAUUGGUACUAACCUUGAAACUACUUACUCUGCUCAGUUAAACCUUGAGGUGAUACUGUAGGAGGUUUUUCUGGAAAUCAUAAGUCAAAUGUUUCUUAACGUGAACUCAUUUCUAGCUGUCUACUUUUAUGUGCAUUGCUGAUUUGUAUACAUUUGCAUUACCUGCAUGCAACCAAUGGUACCAUUCUUUUAUAAUAAACUACAGCUUUUGCAGUUAAGGCGCUCUCAUUGUUAUGUUGUUGUUCACCAUGUUUAAAAACUCCUUCUUAUCAAUACAACUUGACAGCAGUGUCAUUUGGGUUGAUGUUAUUAGAAUAAUGUUUUUUUUAACGUGAUUUUUUUUGUGGCCUUUGACUUGGUAACCGCUCUUGGAUUUGCUGUUACCAAACAGAGUUCAAUAAACUAUGUUUCCAACAUAUUUGUAUGAUGAAUAAAUGUUGAGCAUGUAUGGAAACAAA